Molecule: messenger RNA, 2287 nt
Organism: Trichechus manatus latirostris (Florida manatee)
Lineage: Eukaryota; Metazoa; Chordata; Mammalia; Sirenia; Trichechidae
Gene: TROAP
Product: trophinin associated protein
Exons: 16
Coding region: 101-2287 (728 amino acids)
Source: RefSeq, a predicted model, not a curated record
UUACGAACUGGGGAAGUAGCUGCAGCGGACAGCGAGAGUCAGGGAAAAAGCCAAGAAAGUGGGGGCGAUCCAGAGGGGCUUCGGAGAAGUUGUAGUCAUCAUGACCACCCUCCAGGCCACGAAGGAUCCUCUACCCCGGGGUGUAUCUCCCACUCCUAGCAAGAUCCCUAUACUCUCCCAGAGGAGCCUGCCUCUCUCCACGAGCAAACCAUGUGCCCUGGACCAGGAGAACCAAGAUCCAAGGAGAUUGGUGCAGAAGCCACCGUUCAGUAUUCAUCGACCCCUCGUUGGCACAGCAGGCCCCAGGCCUAAAACCACACACCAAUCAGAGAGAUCGGUGGAGAGCCCUCAGCUUCGGAAGCCCCUGGAGGAGCUCACGCUUAGCCCUGGGGAACAAAAUGUGGGGCCUGGGCCCCCACCCCCUACAGAGGCUCCUGGGGCCAUAGAGUUUGUGGCUGACCCUGCAGCCCUGGCCACCAUCCUGUCAGGUGAAGGGGUGAAGAGCUGUCACCUAGGGCGCCAGCCCAGUCUGGCCCAGAGAGUGCUGGUUCGUGGGAGCCAGAGAAGUACCCUCCAGAGGGGCCAGGGUGCCCGGGCCUCUGCAUAUUUGGCCCCCAGAACUCCCAACCACCGACUGGGCCUUGCCAGGGCUUCCUGCUUCUCAAGGCUGGAGGGGCCAGGACCCCGUGGCCGGACCUUAUACCCGCAGAGGCUAGAGACUUUGAUUCCACCUUCAGAACGGUCCUUUCACUCUUCCACUCGCCCCAAUUUCCUGGAGUUAAGGAGAGUGACAGGUGGCAGCAAUCGGACAUCAGUGAGCCAGGCCUCAGGAUUGCCCGUGGAGACCCCAUCCCAGCCUGCUUCCUGCCUCCCUGAAGGAGAGCGUGAGGUUGUCACUCACUCAGAUAAAGGCAGAGGGGGCCCCCUCUGUCUGGCACAGCGGGUUCCAUUAAGAGAAACACACACCAAGGACAGCCGUGACUCCCAUCUGAUGCCCUCCCCUGCCCCUGUGGCCCAGCCCAUGCCUGGCCGCAUGGUGCCACCUACUGUCACCCGCCCUUCACCCUUUGGAUGGGCUCAGCGUGUACCUUCUCCCCACCUCUCAGCUCCGACCUCAUAUUCAGUGUUGCGGCAUCUUGCCAUUCACCCCAAAACCCAGUUCACACCCAUCCCCAGAGUUAAGCAGAGCCGAUGGGUGAGUGGUCUCUCCCCUCAGUCUUGCCCUGAACCCGAAGAGCCUGUCCUGCCCUGGGAGCAGAUUGCAGUACAGUUGUUUGACCAGGAGAGCUCUAUGAGGUUGCAGGAGGAGCCUGCGAAGCCACCUGUGGCUCCUAAUGAACUCCCCCCAAACAGAACCCCCAACCUGCAGGAGCUGAAGAUGCAGCGCAUCAGUAUCCUGCAGCAGCUGUUGCGACAGGAGGUAGAGGGGCUGGCAGGGGACAAGUAUGCUGCCCUUAAUGGAGACUUGUCUCUGGAUAUGGUUGAACUUCAUCCCCUGCUGGCUGAGAUUUCUAGAACUCUGAAUGCCCCAGAGCAUAAUUCUGGGACUUCCCGCCUUCCUAGAUUGUCACAGCACUCUGAUCUGCAGAAGCCCUGCCUUCCAGAGGAGUGUGGGGAACCACAGCCCUGCCCUCCAACAGAGCCAGGGACCUCCCCGCAACAACAGCCUGGAGUGCUAGAGCCCUGCUCUCCAGCAGAGCCAGAGGUCCCAGACUCCUGCUAUAGGAGGGAGUCUGAGAUACCAGAGCCCUCCCUACAACAACAGUCUGGAGUACCAGAGCCCUGCCCUCCAGCAGAGCAUGGACCCCAUCAGCACAGCCCCCAGGGGAAGACUGGAUUCCCCCAGCCCCACCCUAGGGUAGAGCCUGGGGCACCAGAGGCCUGCCCCAGGGAACCUGGAAGUCCAGAGUCUAUCCAACAGCCCCACAACAACAAUCAAUGUGCUCCAGUGCCCACCAGCCUGAUCUUCACUUCCCAACACCCACUUUUUACCAGCCCUCCUAUUCACUCACUCCAGUCUCUGAGGCCCCUACCAGGCCAAUCAGGUAAGGAGAGUCUAGCCCCUCGAACCCUGGCCCUGAGGCAGCGCCUCAAAGCAUGUCUGACUGCCAUCCACUGCUUCCAUGAGGCCCGCCUGGAUGAUGAAUGUGCCUUCUACACCAGCCGAGCCCCACCCCCAGGCCCCACCCGGGUCUGCACCAACCCUGUGGCUACAUUACUGGAAUGGCAGGACGCCCUGUGUUUUAUUCCAGUUGGUUCUGCUGCCUCUCAGGGCUCUCCAUCAUGA